AUGCCUAUAUCAAUCUUCCCCUCCCCACAAAAGACCACACGGAUAAGCAUUCCUAGACCCACCGCUCAUAUCUGUUUACCUAAUCGGGUACGGGGGGGGGGGGGGGGGGGGGGGGGGGGGGGGGGGGGGGGGGGCGGGGGGGGCCAACACAAAAAUUGUGUGUUAAUUUUGGGGGGGGGGUUAAAAAAGGGGGGGGGGGGGGUAUUGGGGAAUAAUGGGGGUAUAUAA
Messenger RNA from Dicrocoelium dendriticum, 228 nucleotides. NCBI's taxonomy places the organism in Eukaryota, Metazoa, Platyhelminthes, Trematoda, Plagiorchiida, Dicrocoeliidae. The record is from the annotation of a GenBank genome assembly.